UGUACMCAAGUUUGUGCAGCCUUAACCACAGUACCAUGAAGUUKUUUCUUGYUGGAAUACUUUUGCUUGCCUCUGCGGCGUACCUGAAUGCAGAGUACGAAGAUGAAAUCGAGAUGACUCGGGAAGAUGACUUUGAUUUGGAUAAAUGUAAAGCUGAMAGAAAGAAAUGUCUUGAAGACGCUGGAGAUGACUACAAGAAAAAACUCGAAUGUUUGUUAAAAUAUGAGAAGUGCAGACCACGUCCAACACGUCCUAGACCAAGCUUUAGGCCAACACGACCAACUCCUCCGGAUUACGUGGUUAAAUGUAAAAAUGAGCGAGCUGCUUGCCUGAAGGCGGCAGGUGAUGACUUCCAGGCUAAGCUGAMAUGUAUCGUCGACUUCAAAAAAUGCUUACUUACAAACAGACCCUCUUCUCGACCUGAUAGCAACGAUGCAUUGCCUAAGCGCAUUCCUGAUUUUAUAGCCAAGUGCAAAAGCGAGGCAAAAAAGUGUAUGGUCAAUGCUGGUACUGACAAAGACAAAAAACGCCAGUGCUUUCUUAGCUAUCUCAAGUGYAUUCGUGAAAAUCGUCCACGCCCAACACGUCCAGCAUAUGUAGUCAAGUGUAAAAGUGAGUUUGUGAAAUGCCUGAAAGCUUCUGGAGAUGACAAAGGCAAAAAGAAGCAAUGUUACAUCAGCUUCAAAAAGUGUUUGUAUGAGAAUCGACCCACUAGAAGGCCACGUCCAUCCGGCAGACCAUCCAAAGAACCACGUCAGUAAAUGGRGAUUUCACUAUUUUGCUUCCUGACAAGCAAAACAUUAUAAAAAAAAAGAAUUAAAAAGAAUUAAAACUU
Molecule: messenger RNA, 835 nt
Organism: Exaiptasia diaphana
Lineage: Eukaryota; Metazoa; Cnidaria; Anthozoa; Actiniaria; Aiptasiidae
Exons: 5
Coding region: 36-761 (241 amino acids)
Source: RefSeq, a predicted model, not a curated record